UGAGAAAUGAAAGAAGUGAGAAAUUUACCUUACUCUUGGAAAGGGCCGUCACUUUCAUUCAAUACCUUUUUCUCUUCUCUCUUCUUCUGCAAGAGAUGUGAUUUCCAAAUAGUUCUCCGCCCAAAAUCUGAGGAACCAAGGAUUUGCACCGCCGAGGAACAUCGCAAAUCCGUUCAAAUCUAAUGGAAACAAUUGAUUCAAUUACUGGUUUCUCUAAUCUUCUUCAACCUCCAGAUUUCUCUCAGUAUGUUGAAAUUGAUCCGACUGGCAGAUAUGGAAGAUAUAAUGAAAUCCUCGGCAAAGGAGCUUCCAAGACAGUUUACAGAGCGUUUGAUGAGUAUGAAGGGAUUGAAGUUGCUUGGAACCAGGUCAAGCUCUGUAACUUCCUUCAAUGCCCUGAAGAUCUUGAGAGGCUAUACUCUGAGAUUCAUCUUUUAAAAUCAUUGAAGCAUAAGAACAUUAUGAAAUUUUAUACCUCAUGGGUCGAUACUGCAAAUAGGAACAUCAACUUUGUUACUGAAAUGUUCACCUCUGGGACUUUGAGGCAAUAUCGGCUAAAACAUAGGAGAGUUAACAUUAGAGCAGUGAAGCGAUGGUGCAGACAAAUCUUGAGGGGUCUUCUCUAUUUGCAUAGCCAGAACCCCCCUGUGAUCCACAGAGAUCUCAAGUGCGAUAACAUUUUAGUUAAUGGUAAUCAAGGAGAAAUUAAAAUUGGAGAUCUUGGUCUCGCUGCUAUUCUCCGGAAAUCGCAUGCUGAUCAUUGCGUCGGGACACCAGAGUUCAUGGCUCCUGAAGUAUAUGAAGAGGCUUAUAAUGAAUUGGUAGACAUUUAUUCUUUUGGGAUGUGUGUUUUGGAGAUGGUUACAUUUGAAUAUCCAUAUAGUGAAUGUAAUCAUCCUGUUCAAAUCUAUAAGAAAGUAAUUUCUGGAAAAAAACCAGAUGCCUUAUAUAAAGUGAAGGAUCCGAGCAUGCGGCAAUUUGUUGAGAAAUGCUUGGCACCAGUCUCUUGUAGACCUUCAGCAAGGGAACUUUUGAGUGACCCUUUUCUCCAAAUUGAUGAUUGUGAAAGUAAGUUACAACUUUCAGGAUGUCCGAGAGAACUCAACGGUAUUGCUUUUACUACAGCACACCCUUUCCUUGAACGACAAGGAAGUUUCAGCUCGAUUAAUUACUGUUUGGAGGCCUCAGAUGAAUGGAGGUGUCGUUCGGUUCAGACUGAACCUGAUGGGUUUGAACUUUUUGAGAAUGAUGAUGAUGACCAAUUGGAAAACCUUGAUAACAGUAUUAAGGGGAAGAUAAGAGAAGAUGGCAGCAUUGUUCUUAGACUUAGGAUUGCAGAUAAAGAAGGACGGAUUCGAAACAUUUACUUCCCGUUUGACACCAAGAAUGAUACAGCAUUAACGGUUGCUACUGAAAUGAUAGCAGAACUUGAUAUUACCGACCAAGAUGUGAUCAAGAUAGCUGAAAAAAUUGAUGGGGAAAUUGCUUCCUUGGUACCUGAGUGGAAGUCGGGGCCUGGAAUAGAUGAAACACCUCGUAUCUCUUACGAUGGUGGCUGUCAAAGCCACGACGCUGCUAACCAUUCAUGUGAUCAUAGUUUGAUAGGGAAUAACCAAAAUGGAGAAAAACUCUAUCAGAUUUUAAACUUGAGCACAGUUGAACGUGCUUCGGUGCACGAACUUUUCAAGCAGGACUCCCUCAAAGCUGAUCCGCCUCCAGAACCUGUGGUAGAGAGUCCACCAAAAGUGUCAAGCCAGCAUUAUCAGCCAAACUCAGUCCUCCUUGAAAAUCCAGCUCUUGGUUCUCAUAGUUUUAGGCAUAGCCAUUCUAAUCAAAAUUUCAAGAAAAUAGGCCAGUCGAUCAUUGUUGGGGAUGACAAAGAAAAAAUACUAGAUAAAAAUGCCAUUGCAAGAACUUCACUCAGAAGCUUGCUGGGUUCCCGAUCGCUGUCAACAGUUCCGUCCUAUCGUGAAGAUAAAUUUGCAUCCCAAAUUCAUCGAGAAAUUAGAUGGCUAUGGAAUUGAGAAAAUUUAGAGAAAUCAGUUGGAACUUUUCUUGCUGCCCCUCUAGAUUGCAACAAACAAUUGAGGAUGCAGCUGAAAACAUGGUUUUUAUCAGAUAAGACUGUGAAGAUUGAAAUCAUAGUUGGUGUGAAUAAUGUCAUUAUAGCUGCCCCGUUCAGAUGUCCAAAGGACCCGAAAUUGCGAGGCGUUUGUUAGAAUCUUCAACUGCAGAGUAUAUUUUCAAGAGUUCAUAUUACAGGCACAUUGCCUCCAUAGACCAACUCUCUACUCAUAGAUGCUGUUUUUAUGUUGCACAGAAACAUGUAAGUUACUCUCUUCCCUUCUGAACUUCUUACUCUUACAGUCAUACCUUUCUUUCUUCUUGAUCAUUGCUCUGCUUCACAUGAUAUUACAAAUUAUAAUGGUUAUUCUCUUAUAUACAAUGAAGAAAGGUGCAAGUUUUCACUUUAGCUAUAACUAGCUUGGUUUCAAUGAAACUUUGUUCAUUAUCCAUGAGAUUUAAGGUUGGCCGAGUUUGACAUGAUUUUUCAGUGGAAAGUGAGAGUGUUUUUAGUUGACUAAAACCAAAUGUUUUGAUGAUUAGUUCUGCCCUUUUCUUUUAUUUUUUACUUUCUUGCUGGAGUGGUUUCCAAUCAAGUAUUUGGAUAAAAAGCACUCUUGCAAACAGGAUUGACUUCAAUUCAACUGUUAAUGUGCAUUAUUUUUCAAACUAUGGGGUCCAAAGCUGCUGAUCUGAAUACAAGUUGCGAACUUUAAGUCCAAAUUUGUAUAAUUUUGCUAUGGAAAUUGUAUGG
Cucurbita maxima (winter squash) is the source of this 2818-nucleotide messenger RNA. Its product is annotated as probable serine/threonine-protein kinase WNK9. NCBI's taxonomy places the organism in Eukaryota, Viridiplantae, Streptophyta, Magnoliopsida, Cucurbitales, Cucurbitaceae. The transcript is spliced from 7 exons. Gene Ontology annotation, molecular function: protein serine/threonine kinase activity; ATP binding. Gene Ontology annotation, cellular component: cytoplasm. The record is from RefSeq and is a predicted model, not a curated record. Gene Ontology annotation, biological process: intracellular signal transduction; protein phosphorylation. Bases 183 to 2024 code for a protein of 613 amino acids.